Messenger RNA from Cladocopium goreaui, 4140 nucleotides. NCBI's taxonomy places the organism in Eukaryota, Dinophyceae, Suessiales, Symbiodiniaceae. The record is from the annotation of a GenBank genome assembly.
AUGUUGACUGAAUUUGACCUUUUGGUCUUUUGGCUCAGUGGGGAGUGCCACGGCAUUCCGUGUCGGCUCCGGCCCAACCUAUUUUUGUUUGCACAACUUCUUGUCAAGUGUCCUUGCGACACUGGAUGUGAGCACUGCAUAAGUGGAACGACAAUUGAAAUGCCUUUUCCGAUGAAUUUCUGCUCUUCAGGUCACUACAGAAUUUUGGGCCUGUUGGUUGUACACGUCAUAGCCUCACCCAGUCAGGACUUAGAGGAUGCCGCAGAGAGCCGGAUGAUGAGGGCAGAAAGAGAGGCCCCCCUUGGGGAUGUGGUUCCGAAAUUGCAGAAAUGGGCUUCCGUCCCAUGGGCUUUCGAACUCGGCCAGGCAACUCGACACUUGGGAGCCGCAAUCGACAUGUCAGGACGAGUCGAGUCCUUCCAUUCGUUGGCCGACGACGUCGAUUGCGUUUGGGGUGACUGGACGGAUUGGAGCGUCUGUCAGUUCACCUGUGGCGGAGGCGAGUCCAUCAGGACUCGAAAGGUGACGAUUAUGGCUCAGGGAGAGGGGCAGUCCUGCGAAGGAAGCACCAAAGACACCAGAGAAUGCACCAAGAACGACUGCCCGGUGGACUGUAUUUGGGCAGACUGGUCGAAGUACUCCACCUGCAGUGUCACCUGCGGUCCUGGCACAAAGUCCCGAAAUCGCGGAUUUCAGCAGGUGGCGCAGUUCGGUGGUGUGGCCUGCCCCGGAAAUGCCACGCAGUUUGGGGAAUGCAACUUGGGCGACUGCCCCGUUGAUUGCCUCUAUGCAGAUUGGGAUUCAUGGGGUGGCUGCUCCAAAUCCUGUGGCGGAGGGAUUCGAAAGCGCUUCCGCAGCGUCUCUGUCCAACCAGUGGGAGAUGGCAAGACAUGUGCACAGAUUGGGUCCAACUCUGAACAAACGAGUUGUGGACAGAACAGUUGUCCCGUGGAUUGCGUGAUGAAUGACUGGGGCCUUUGGGAUCUCUGUGACGUCACUUGCGGCAUUGGCACCACCAAGCGAAGCCGAAGUGUCAAGGUUGCUGCCAGCUAUGGUGGUCUGGAGUGUGGAACGCUGCUAGAGAACAAGACCUGCGACAACGGAGAGUGCCCCGUGGAUUGUGAACUCAGCGACUGGGGUGAAUGGAGUCCCUGCGACCGGUCCUGCAAGACAGAGUCGGAACCCGGAAUUCGAAAGCGUUUCCGCACAAUUGUGGAAGCCGGAAAUGAACUGGGGAAGGCGUGCCCCAUGAACAAGACGUCACAUGUGCAGACGAGCACCUGCGACUUGGAGAUGUGCCCGGUGGACUGCCAGCUCUACGACUGGACCGGCUGGUCGGAUUGCAGUGUCACCUGUGGACCUGGAAUUUCCGAACGCAAUCGUGAAGUCCAGUUUCCAGCCGCGUUUGGUGGCAGAGAAUGUGGAGCAGUAGGUGGGAACCUGACCUAUGAGAAGAAGUACUGCAGUGUGGAGACCUGUCCGGUUGACUGUGAAUGGUACGAUUGGCAAGAUUGGAGAGGAUGCUCCACCUCCUGUGGCCCAGGCACCGGCAUUCGCAUGCGGGUGGUGGAGACUCCGAUGCUUCAUGGUGGAAAGGACCAGAAGGGGGAGCUUCAGACUGUGAAGGCGGAAACUCUCAGCUUGAAGCUGACUACGGUGGCAGCCAGUGCAUUGGCGACAGCAAAGCAUCCAGAGGUGGAGAGUGGACCACCUGGACCGAUUGCUCCUCUUCGUGCGGCACUGGUCAACAGUCCAGAAGCCGAAGCAUUGCUGUCCAACCGCAGUUUGAAGGAACUGUUUGUGAGGGCUUUGCUGCUGAUACCAAGAGCUGCCCAGAUUUGCCACCUUGUCCCAUUGAUUGCGAGUGGGACGAGUGGGCAGAGUGGGGUGCAUGCUCUGCCACCUGUGGCACGGGGGUUCUUUGCUCAGGAUGGUGGCCACAUCUGCUGGGGCACAGAAGAUGACGAGCAGGUGUGCACUCUGAACCCGUGCCCCGUGGAUUGCACCAUGGGCGACUGGACCCAGUGGGGCACUUGCUCCACCACCUGUGGGCCAGGUUCCCAACUGCGCUUGCGUGGCAUUCGAGUCGGACCAGCCAAUGGUGGCCAGGAGUGCAGCGCAGAUCUCAACGAGACGAAAGAGUGUGAUCCGGGCGUAUGUCCCGUGGACUGUCAGUGGUCAUCUUGGGAAGGCUGGAGUAGAUGUAGCCGCACCUGCAAUGGGGGCAUCAACUCCAGAAAACGAACCGAGAAGGUGAGUGCUGCGCACGGUGGCAGAGCGUGUGUUGGUAGUGCGGAUGAAGAUGGCGUGUGCAACAUCCAGGGCUGCCCAGUGGAUUGCAAAUGGAUCCCUUGGAGCGAAUGGUCUGCAUGCUCCAGUUCCUGUGGUGGUGGCACCAGGACUCAAAGCCGAGUGGUGGAGAUUGCACCUCAAUGGGGUGGCUUGGAAUGUGAGACCAAAAACGACUUGGGUGGUCCGCCCAACGAGAAGACGGAGAGUUGCAACGAACAGCCUUGCCCCGUUGAUUGCCAGUGGUCCAGUUGGAGCAAGUACACCCUCUGCUCCAAGACUUGUGACACAGGGACCAUGUCGCGCAACAGAGUGAAGUCUCCACUGGAGACCUUUGGCGGUCGGCCUUGCUCCGGCGAUUCGGAAGAGUCCAACUUCUGCAACACCCAGGGCUGUCCGCGCGACUGCCAGUGGUCUGAGUGGACAGAAUGGACCAAAUGCUCCAAGAUCUGUGGAGGUGGUGAAAUCAAACGAUUUCGAGAUAUUGCCAUUCCAAGGAAAAACGGAGGAGUUUCCUGCGACGGCCCAACGGAGGAGAAAGCGGAGUGCAACUCCAUGGAAUGUCCCGUACACUGCGAGUGGGACGCAUGGACUGAAUGGAGUGCCUGCCCUGUGACCUGUGAUGGUGCCAUUCGCACACACUCCAGAGUCAAGAAGCAAGAGGAGAGAAACGGUGGACUACCUUGUGUCGGGAACAACACCGAGAGGGAGGGGUGCAACGAAGACCCAUGUCCAGUGGAUUGCAAAUUUUCCUCGUGGCAAGAGUGGGGAGACUGCUCGACCACUUGUGGCAUUGGGCAGCGCUUCCGGACACGAGUAAAGUCGGCUGAACUCUAUGGCGGACGGCCUUGUGAUGAGACCAUGGUGCAGUCGGGUGAAUGCGGCUCCAACAACGCCACUGAAGGGUGUCCCAUCCUGACCACGGCUCCACCCAGUACCACCACAACCGCGGAUCGUUGGGGAGAUCGUGGAUCUGGUCCUUUCGCCCCAAGUCGCCACGGAAAGCAGCAUGAGAUUCCUCUCCCCAGCGAUUUGAUGAAGAACUUCAGUUCUGUCAAGGCUACGAUCUCCGUGCAUUUCCCUUCAUCUCAGCGAUCUGCCGUGCAUUUCCACGCACCGAAGGAUCCACGAGAUUUGGCAAGCACCACCAGUCUGAAACUAGCAAGCAGUACAAUCAGCACGACGAUGCCAAAAGCGACCAGCAAGCAGGCUGAGCCGGACGUGGAACCGGAUGACGCCAAGGUCAACGAAGCGAUGGCCAACCUCUCGGCACGUCCUGGCAUGUUUCAACGGCUGCCGUGGCCAUCUGGCCAUCUCGCGGACCUGUCCAAGGCCUCCCCGAAGGAUUUGGACAAAUACCUGGUGGACAAAGCCCAGAAGGUCAUCGAUCGCGCCCAGAAGGAGCCUGGUGAGAUGUCGCCCGAAGACUUGGAGAUCAUGAGGAAUUUGUCGGCUGCUGCCGCUUCGACUCCAAUGACAGAAUCUUCCAAGAACUUUACGGUGCCAUUUCUCAGCCAGGAUGCCAAAAUUAAAGCCGAAGUGGCAGGUGACCUGGCCUUGGAUGUGGAUGACGCUGACAAGUUCGUCUCACUUCCGGGGGUGAAAACGGCCAUGCAGCAGGCUGUCAGCAAUUUGGCCAAGGUGAGUGGCAUCACAUCUUCCAAUGUCAAGGUGGAUUUGACCAUCCCUCAAGCCAUUCUCCUCUCCAUGUGGAGACGGAGAGCUGCAGGGAAUGUGAACGUGGCAUACCUCAUCGAGGUCUUGGAGAGUUCCGAAAGUGCUGAGAGUCGUGUCCUCAACGACAUCGGUGGGUCAUUGUGGCUUUGCAACAUUUUGCAACAACAUGCUUGA